AAACCACUUUAGCUAAGGAAGCAUUUGGUUUAACUCCUGUUAGUACUGGAGGAUUGCUAGAAAUGACUAAACUGUAUAAUCUGAAAGCAUGAAAACUUCACUCAAGAAAAACACUGGAUCACUUUUGCUUUCCAUAUCCAUAUAGAAGAGAAGUUUCAAUGACUUCAACUUCCACUCAUUCCCUUCCUUGCUCUUCCUUUGGAAACAUCUUCAUGAAUAACCAAAGUAGCCAAUGCCAAAAUGACUCAUCAGAGACACCAAAUGCUACCACCUGCCCUAUGAAUGAACAAUUAUUGUCUGCUGUUUUAACAAUUUUCUACUCCGUUAUUUUUAUUGUGGGAUUGGUUGGAAACAUUAUAGCUCUUUAUGUAUUUUUGGGAAUCCACCGAAAAAGGAAUUCUAUUCAGAUUUACCUGCUUAAUGUAGCCAUUGCGGAUCUCCUACUCAUCUUUUGCCUCCCCUUCCGAAUAUUUUAUCACCUUAACAAAAACAUCUGGACACUGGGUGUAAUUCUCUGCAAGACAGUGGGAACACUAUUCUACAUGAAUAUGUAUAUCAGCAUUAUUCUUUUGGGUUUGAUCAGUUUGGAUCGUUAUAUAAAAAUUAAUCGGUCUAACCACCAGCAUAAAGCAUUAACAACUAAGCAAAGCAUUUACAUUUGUUGUACAGUAUGGGCAGUAGCUAUAACUGGAUUUUUAACUAUGAUCAUUUCAACACUUAGGAAAGGAGGACAUAAUUCUACAAUGUGCUUCCAUUACAGAGAUAAGCAUAAUGAAAAAGGGGAAGCAAUUUUUAACUAUAUCAUAGUGAUUGUGUUUUGGUUAAUUUUUCUUCUACUAAUCCUUUCCUAUGUUAAGAUUGCCAGUUAUCUUUUGAGGAUUUCCAAAAGGAGAGUUAAUUUCCCUAAUUCUGGAAAAUACCAUACCACAGCACGUAAUUCCUUUAUUGUGCUAAUUAUUUUCACUAUAUGUUUUGUUCCUUAUCACGCUUUUAGAUUCAUUUAUAUCACAUCACAGCUGAAGACAACACCUUGUUACUGGAAGGAGAUUUUCCACAAAAUCAAUGAGAUUAUGCUUGUACUCUCAUCUUUUAACAGCUGCUUAGAUCCAGUUAUGUAUUUUUUGAUGUCUAGCAACAUCCGCAAAAUUAUAUACCAACUUCUCUCAAGAAGAUUUCAAGGUGAAUCAAGCAGAAGUGAAAGUACUUCAGAAUUUAGAAAUGCAAGCCAUUCUCCACAUGAUACUUCUAUUAGUGUGAAGUUCAAUCAACAUUUAAGAGUACUCUGAGAUGAAUGUAUUACAAAGAAUUAUGGAUCAUUGCCUUUUACCAAAACCAUUUACUAACAAUGAUGAGUCCUACAAGUGUUAGAGAACUAUCAAAUUCAGUACUGAUGUUUCUAGCAUUACCAAAAAAAAAAAAAAAAGACAAAACCCAAAAUCCAAAGCAGUAUUCACUGAUUUUUUUUUUUGUAAAUAUAGCAUGCUGUGUUUCAUUUACUUGACUUGUCAAAUAAUAUGCUGAAGAAGCAGAAAAGGUCAUAGUUAUUGCUAUGUGAUUUUAAAUCUAUGAUAUUCUAGGCUAUGAUCUUUUAAAAAGUAAAAGUAUUUACAUUUGUAAAAAUAGACUGCAAAAGUAUUUACUGGAAUUUAUGACCUUAAUAACAAAUCGAAGAAAAUCGUAGUUCCCAAAACUAGUAAACUAGUGUUGGUAUAUGUUGCACACUAUUUAAAUAGUGUUCAAUGAAUAGAAGGGAUAAAUGUCUUAGAUUACACUUCAGGUUGACGGAAAUGUGCCACUAUUCAAAAAUCUGUCAUGUAUUUGUCAAAUUCAUACAUUCAUGCCCUUUCUAAAAAAAAGUAAAAUGUGAGAUUUUCUAGUUUCUAUAAACAUAAUGUAUAUGGCUGUGGUGGAUGACUUGGUACUUCGCAAAAUAAAUAUUUUUUAAAAAAAUA
Molecule: messenger RNA, 1952 nt
Organism: Trichosurus vulpecula (common brushtail)
Lineage: Eukaryota; Metazoa; Chordata; Mammalia; Diprotodontia; Phalangeridae
Gene: GPR34
Product: G protein-coupled receptor 34
Exons: 2
Coding region: 159-1286 (375 amino acids)
Biological process (GO): G protein-coupled receptor signaling pathway
Cellular component (GO): membrane
Molecular function (GO): G protein-coupled purinergic nucleotide receptor activity
Source: RefSeq, a predicted model, not a curated record